Messenger RNA from Melozone crissalis (California towhee), 402 nucleotides. RefSeq names its product fatty acid-binding protein, liver-like. The transcript is spliced from 4 exons. Gene Ontology annotation, cellular component: nucleus; cytosol. Gene Ontology annotation, molecular function: fatty acid binding. The record is from RefSeq and is a predicted model, not a curated record. Lineage: Eukaryota; Metazoa; Chordata; Aves; Passeriformes; Passerellidae. Gene Ontology annotation, biological process: fatty acid transport. The coding region runs from base 22 to 402 and encodes 126 amino acids.
CAGCCCUUGCUGUGUCCCACCAUGGCAUUCGCUGGCACCUGGCACAUCUACGCUCAGGAGAACCUCGAGGCCUUCCUCAAGGCUCUGGGGUUGCCAGACGACACCAUCAAAAUGGCCAAAGACAUUAAGCCUGUUGUUGAAAUACAACAAAAAGGCAAUGAUUUUGUUGUGACAUCCAAAACACCCAACAAAUCUGUAACCAACUCAUUUACACUGGGCAAGGAGGCUGACAUCACCACCAUGGAUGGCAGGAAGCUGAAGUGCACUGUGAACUUGGUCAAUGGGAAGCUGGUGUGCAAAUCAGACAAAUUCUCUCAUGAGCAGGAAGUAAAAGGAAAUGAAAUGGUGGAGACUAUAACAUAUGGUGGAGUAACACUUGUCAGAAGAGGCAAGAAAGCCUAA